Molecule: messenger RNA, 2640 nt
Organism: Eremothecium sinecaudum
Lineage: Eukaryota; Fungi; Ascomycota; Saccharomycetes; Saccharomycetales; Saccharomycetaceae
Product: HBR455Cp
Exons: 1
Coding region: 1-2640 (879 amino acids)
Molecular function (GO): protein binding
Source: RefSeq, a predicted model, not a curated record
AUGCCGGUUGAGAAUAAUAGUGCUGUCGAGUAUCAACUUGAAGAACAGUCGCUGCUGGAAGAUGCGUCAACGCUGCUCAUGUUUUCUCAGAGUAAUAGCCAAGCGGGACAGCAAAGUAAGACACAAACUAAGCCACAGUCCGAGGCGCAAAAGGCUAGUAUAACGACGGCUGUUUCUACUACAACCACAUUAAUGGAGGAUGGCCAGUCAUCUGUUUCGGAGCAGUCUGUCGUAGAAGAGGAAAAACCUGUGCCUAGUAUGAUGGAACGUACGGAGACACUUGUGUCAAGAAAUCCUCUUCGAAGAAAUCCGCAUGCCUCGCCAGGACCCGCGACGGCCGCAUUACUGGAGUACCCACUAAUGCCAUCUGCUGAUUAUAGUUCAAAAAAAAGUUCACGAACAGGCAGUGUAACUGGUGCAUCUAGCAAAGGCAGAGUAGCUGCUGCUGCGUUGGCCGCGGCCGCAGUUGUCCCACUACCUCUCAAGAGUGCGCACGAAUCAAAGGAUACAGUACAGCCUAAGCGUGAGUCUCCACAGCAGGUGGAAAGUGUGGAGAAAGAGCAUACGAAGGAUGACUCCAAAGAACAGUCUAAAGAACCGAAAGAAGAAGCUAAAGAAGAAGCUAAAGAAGAAUCUAAAGACGGGUCUGAAGAAGAGACCAAAGAAGAGACCAAAGAAGAAACCAAAGAAGAGACCAAAGAAGAGUCAAACGAAGAUACAAACGAAAACUCUGCCGAUGAGAACAAGGAUGAGUGGCCUGUACCUAAGUCGUAUAUUGUGGAUCCAGAUGACGGGAUAAUUACUUGUAUAUGUGGUUAUGAUGGAGAUGACGGAUUCACGAUACAGUGUGAUCACUGUUAUAGGUGGCAACAUGCAACUUGUUAUGGUAUUGAAGAUGAAAGCGCCGCUCCCGAUGAUUUUUUAUGUAAACCAUGUCGGCCAAGAGAGCUCGAUGUAAAAUCAGCAAAGCGGAAACAACAGGAAAGAAUAAAAGCUAAUAAGAGGCGGAAGCGUAGCGGUCAACCAGAGGACCGCAGCUCUUCAAGAGACCAGGUAACUUCAGGAAAUAUUUCAUCUAAUGAAGGCGUGGAUAACGUUUCUACGCCUGUUUCGAAUUGGACAACUGCGCCAGCAGCUGAGCCGAUUAUAAAACAAUACUAUAUGAAUGCCAAAGAAGCACACGCUGCCGUUUACCUACCGUUAGAAAAUUAUGAUUUCAAAGAUAAAUAUGCAUCACUGUUUAUUAAUGCACACAGUGAUGACGAUUGGGUGAUUCCGUACAACAAGAAAGCAUUUAAACCUAUUCCAACUGAGAUAAAAGCAUAUGGAGACGUCACUAAUUCUCGAGUUUUUCCGGGUUACUGCAAGUUGGGUGUUUAUAUCCAACAGUCCUGCACUAAAGGGGCUUUGAUAGAUGAGUUUCUUGGCGAAGUAGACUUUCAAAAAAAGUACCUAGAAGAUCCAAGGAACAGCUACAGAUCACUUGGGACGCCGUUUCCUAAAGUGAUUUUCCACCCUAAUUGGCCGAUAUACAUUGAUGCUCGUAUUAGUGGUAACUCUACAAGGUGUCUACGACGUUCUUGUAAUCCUAACGUCGAACUCGCUACAAUAAAGUUACAGAGCACACCAGGUCAAUCAGAUGAGAAUUCCAUACGGUUUGUUCUACGAGCCACACGUGAUAUAGCAAAGGGCGAAGAGUUGCAUAUCAAAUGGGGAUGGGAUUUGCAUCACCCCAUGUGGAUGUUAAUAAACGGUGCUAGUGUUGCUUCGGUUAACGACCCGGAGAAAUAUUUACUUAUACACUCCGUUGAAACCUUGACUGGGAUGUGUGACUGCGCAUGUGAAAAUAGCAAGGAUUGCAGUCUAGCUAAAGUCAAGAAGUAUACCCAGUCAUUGUGCAAGUCCAUGAAGUCGAAGAUGAAUAAUAGAUACAAAAUCAACGAAAUUCUACAAAAAAGCAAGUCGCAAGACAGGAGACAGACACCAAUAUUGUCAUCUCUUGCUCAUGAAGCAAUCACUAAUUCAGCUAGGGCUCAUGAAGUUUUGUUGAAGUUCAACAAUGCUAAAUUAGCACAUCUAGAGGCUCAGGAUAAAGCCAAAGCCAUCUAUGAUAACUCAACAGACAAAUCGGGGAAACCUAGAGAUUUAUCAGUUCCCCCCUCGGUAUCUCCACAAACUUCCGGUCCAGUAGACUUUAAACCUUACAAAUAUAGGCUCUGGGAGAAGCACAAGGGAAAUAAUAACUCGUCGAAGAAUAGCGAACAAAAGAAGUUAAUAAGCCCGUUCGAUUUUAAUGAGAAGGAAGUACGCAACCUGGAUGCGUUAGCCAUACCCGUAGAACUCCAAGUUCCUAUAACACAGUCAACUAUCAACUCUCCAGAUGUUAAACAACUAUCUGCCGAGUUGUCCGAGCCAACAAUUACAGCCGAAAAGACUGAUCAAAUCCUAUCCAGAUCUGUUUUAAACGCAACGUCUGCACUAACAGCAUCUGCUGCUCUGAAUGCAGCAGCAGCAGUUGUAACAGGUUCGAUUAGCACUACCAUCACAUCUGCGUCGGCAAUUAACAACUCAUCUAACCCACAAAAUACCAAGAAGAAGCUUUCUUUCGCCGACUAUAAGCGUAAAGUAAAGCCUACUUGA